AUGGAUCUAUUUGAACUUAAGGGGCAACAUUACCUGCUUUGCGUAGACUAUUUUUCAAAGUGGCCUGAAAUCUCAAAAUUACAAGGACUGACAAGCAGCUCUGUCAUUAACCAUGUAAAGAGCCAGUUUUCCAAAUAUGGAAUUCCAGACCAAGUCAUAAGUAACAACGGACCACAGUUUGCGAGUCGGGAAUUUACCAAAUUCUCAAAAGACUACGGUUUUCAACACACUAUCACGAGUCCACAUUACCCCUCAUCAAAUGGUCAAGUGGAAAGAAUGGUACAGACAGUAAAGAGACUACUGAAGAAGGCAAAUGACCCAUACCUAGCAAUACUCGAUUAUCGAAACUCACCGAUCGAUGGAAUUGACCUUUCAUAG
Messenger RNA from Ylistrum balloti, 378 nucleotides. RefSeq lists its product as uncharacterized. Gene Ontology annotation, biological process: DNA integration. Bases 1 to 378 code for a protein of 125 amino acids. Gene Ontology annotation, molecular function: nucleic acid binding. The record is from RefSeq and is a predicted model, not a curated record. The transcript has a single exon. Lineage: Eukaryota; Metazoa; Mollusca; Bivalvia; Pectinida; Pectinidae.